Molecule: messenger RNA, 1059 nt
Organism: Colletotrichum karsti
Lineage: Eukaryota; Fungi; Ascomycota; Sordariomycetes; Glomerellales; Glomerellaceae
Exons: 2
Coding region: 1-1059 (352 amino acids)
Source: RefSeq, a predicted model, not a curated record
AUGUUCCGCCUCACAACGAUCCCCGCCCGUCGCGCCAGGCCGCUGGCCGCCAGAGCCACGGCCCUCCCCGGGCUCCCGAUCCCUUUCGCACCUCCACCCGCCGCCGCCGCCGCCGUGGUGAGCAGGAGGACGGCGGUCCAGAAAUUUAGGAUUCCCGCGCAGGGGAUCGUCGUGAUCGAACGCUCCCUGGCCUCGUUCAAGAAGCAACACAAGGAGCUGGGCAUCAAACACACCACCCCGGAGCAGGCCUACGCCAUCUACCAGGCGGGCCUGGAAGCCCUGCGCUCGAAGGGGAGCAAUCCGUACUGGGACCAGUGGUUCAUCAAGGACUUGGAGGGAGCCUCGGCCGUCGCCGUCCACGACACGGCCACGUUCCUCUACUUCUUCCGCGACGGCACCGAGGGCGAGACGCACCUCAUCCACCACCUCCUCAACAUGGCCGCCGGCAUGGGCCACGACGCCUCGGCGCUGUCCAACGCCAAGGUGCUGCUCCAGAUGAGUAACCAGAAGACGGGCUACUUCAGCUACAACGGCCCGGCGUGGGGCAAGACGCGGGAGCGCGUCGCGUGGCUGAUCAAGCAGGGCCGCGACGCCAACGCCGUCGUCCUCGAGGGCCUGAUCCACAUGAACCGCAAAACCCACGAGGACAACCUGCUCGCCAUCGACGCCUUCCGGCGCGCCUGGAACCUCGGCAAGGCCGCGUCGCACUUCGACUGGGAGGCGACCUGCCUCGAGAGCUGGGGCGACGUCCAGCUGCGGCUCGGCCGGAAGGAGGACGCCACGCACACGUUCCGUCGUCUCAUGAAGCUCGGGUUCAACCGCGGCUUCUACCGCUACGCCAUGAUGCUCGAGCCCGGGAGCUCAGAGUAUCUGUCGUGUUUGACGCACGCGGCGGCCGCGGGCAUGGUCGAGCCAUUGGAGCCGCUGAUGAACGAGCACCUGAAGCGGAGCGAGCAGUGCCUGGCCCAGGGCAACAAGGCACAUGCGGACGAGCAUCGGUCACAUGCUCUGGAGUGGUCGAGGGUACUCGAGUUCAUUAAGUCAUUAAGCCGCGGAUAG